Molecule: messenger RNA, 2085 nt
Organism: Penicillium antarcticum
Lineage: Eukaryota; Fungi; Ascomycota; Eurotiomycetes; Eurotiales; Aspergillaceae
Product: citrin
Exons: 4
Coding region: 1-2085 (694 amino acids)
Biological process (GO): aspartate transmembrane transport; L-glutamate transmembrane transport; malate-aspartate shuttle
Molecular function (GO): L-glutamate transmembrane transporter activity; calcium ion binding; L-aspartate transmembrane transporter activity
Source: RefSeq, a predicted model, not a curated record
AUGGCCAGUGUCAAGGAAGCCGUCAAGGAACAACUCUUGGGUAGCCAUGAGGCGCCUCAGCUGUCCCACCAGGCGCGUGCGAACUUCAUUCGCCAUGCGCAGAAGGACGAGAAUGGCGAGCUGUUCAUGGACGAGGACAACUUCAUUAAUGCCGUCGCCCCCAAGCAGGAGGAUUAUCACAAGAUCAAGCGCGAACAAUACGGUAUCCUCUUCAACGUCGCAGACCGACGGAGAGUCGGCAAGCUGAACGUCAACGACUGGGCCACCUUCGAAAACCUCCUCGCAAAGCCCGAUGCCGAGUACGAGAUCGCGUUCCGCCUCUUUGACUUGGAUGGCACUGGUGCCGUCAAGUUCGAGACCGUGCAGGGCCUGUACAACCUGAACAAGAGCGCCGAGAGCAUCCCCUUUGACUGGAACUCAGAAUGGGCCUCGCUGUACGGCGGCCGCUCCAAGACCCGCCAUGACAUGACCUACCCCCAAUUCGCCCAGAUGCUCCGCGGUCUGCAGGGUGAGCGCAUCCGUCAAGCCUUCCACACCUUUGACAAGGACGGCGAUGGUUUCAUCAAGCCCGAGGACUUCCAGCGUAUCAUUCUCGAGACCUCAAAACACAAGCUGUCCGAUCAUGUGCUGGAGAACCUUCCUACCCUGUGCAACAUCUCGACCAGCAACCGCAUCUCCUACGCCAAUGUCCGGGCCUUCCAGAACGUCAUGCGUGAGAUGGACAUCAUCGACAUGGUUGUCCGCGAGGCUACCAAGAAGAGCACCGACGGAAAGAUCACUCGCUCCGACUUCCUGAACGAGGCUGCUCGCAUCACCCGCUUCUCCCUGUUCACCCCCAUGGAGGCCGAUAUUCUGUUCCACUUCGCCGGUCUCGAUGCCCCCUCCGGCCGCCUGUCACAAAAGGACUUCGCCAAGGUCAUUGAUGCUUCAUGGCGUAUUCCUGUGGCUGUGGCUGGCCAGGCCAUCUCCACUGCUGGACAUGAAGCCGCUGAGAAGACCAAGACUGUCCUGCAUAGCAUUUUGGAAUCUGUGCACCACUUCGCUUUGGGAAGUAUUGCUGGUGCUUUUGGUGCCUUCAUGGUUUACCCUAUUGAUUUGGUCAAGACUCGUAUGCAGAACCAGCGCUCUUCUCGCCCUGGUGAGAGACUGUACAACAACUCCAUCGAUUGCGCCAGGAAGGUUAUCCGCAACGAGGGUUUCACCGGCCUGUACUCUGGUGUUAUUCCUCAGUUGAUUGGUGUGGCCCCCGAGAAGGCUAUCAAGUUGACUGUCAACGAUCUUGUUCGUGGACAUUUCACCGAUAAGGAUACUCAUCGCAUCAAGUACAUGCAUGAGGUUCUGGCCGGUGGUACUGCUGGUGCUUGUCAAGUUGUCUUCACCAACCCCCUCGAGAUUGUCAAGAUUCGUCUGCAGGUCCAGGGUGAAAUCGCAAAGAAUGUCGAGGGUGCUCCUCGCCGCUCAGCCCUGUGGAUCGUCAAGAACCUGGGUCUGAUGGGUCUGUACAAGGGUGCCAGUGCCUGUCUCCUCCGUGAUGUCCCCUUCUCGGCCAUCUACUUCCCCACAUACGCCCACCUGAAGUCCGACUUCUUCGGUGAAACCCACACCAACAAGCUCGGAGUCGUCCAGCUCCUGACAGCCGGUGCCAUCGCCGGCAUGCCCGCCGCCUACCUGACAACGCCCUGCGACGUGAUCAAGACCCGUCUGCAAGUCGAAGCCCGCAAGGGUGACACCAAGUACACCGGUCUCCGCCACUGCGCCGCAACCGUCUGGAAGGAAGAAGGUCUGGCAGCCUUCUUCAAGGGCGGUCCCGCCCGUAUCCUGCGUUCUUCCCCGCAAUUUGGUUUCACCCUAGCCGCCUACGAAGUCCUGCAAAAGUUGCUUCCCAUGCCCGGUUCCGGUGAGGAAGUCACUCCCACCGGUCACGUCGAGCCUGGCGUCGGUGGCCAAGGGGCCAAGGCACCUCUGCCUUACCUCCGGUCACGGAACGCCCUGAAGCUGAUUCUGGACUUGGACCAGAACAUUGGUCGGGUGCAGGCUCCCCGGCCUGAGCAGUGGCCCCAAUUCAUGAAGGGAUCUAAGCAGUAA